AUGGACUCACUGCCACCAAAAGAAGAAACUUUUUUAUAUUCAACAUCUGCAUUUACACAACACAACAGUGUAAUGGCCAUUGAACCAAACACCUUUUCAGGAAAUCAUCCAUUCAUUUUAGAGUCUUCAAAAGAUGUAGAAGAAGACAAAAAACAAAAACAAAAUAUAAAUACAAUGAAUAGUAAAAAAGUUCACAGAACAAAAAGUUUCUAUAAACUUCUUUUAAAAAAUAGAUAUACAAUAAAUAAAAUGGUUAAAAAAUUAGAACAACUCAAAUUAAAUACUAGUAAAUUACAACAACAGUAUUUGUCUAGUCUUAUUAGAUUAAAAACAUUAAAAAAUUCAUUACAAGCUUGUCCUAUUUAUCAUGUAGCUAUGGAAGAAUACAAAUUUCAAAAAGAAAGAAAAACACCAAUUGAUUUUAUUAUUCUUCCACCUUUAAAAUUAAAAGAUCAACAAAGCCAAGUUGAAACAAUUAAAAGUCAAUUAUCAGCUCCCCUCUUUCAUUCUUUAACUGAAGAUAAAUAUGAUGAAGUUCCUUCUUCUUUUAUUUCUAUUCCUAGUUAA
Entamoeba dispar SAW760 is the source of this 567-nucleotide messenger RNA. RefSeq lists its product as uncharacterized. The record is from RefSeq and is a predicted model, not a curated record. NCBI's taxonomy places the organism in Eukaryota, Evosea, Mastigamoebida, Endamoebidae. The transcript has a single exon. Bases 1 to 567 code for a protein of 188 amino acids.